AUGACUUCUGCGUAUUUCGGAGUCGCUGGCGGAGGGAACGCUGGUGCACAAUCGGCAUAUUUCGGAGUUGGGGGAGGACCUGCUGGAGGCGGAGGAGCGCCGAAGAUCGGAGGAGGAGCCCCGGCGCCGGCCGGAACCUCGUGCUAUCUCGGAGCUGGAGCCGGUGGCGGUGGGGGAGGUGGAGCCACAUCGGCCUACUUUUCGGUGACCCCGACUGCUGGAGGAGCCGCGCCAUGCGGAGGAGGAGCCGCUCCGUUCGCACCGCCACGUAAGUCUAUCGACAAAAGAGUCGUGUUAUUCUUGUUCGUUUCAGCGGUGGCCGCCGGAGGUGGAGCGUCUACGAUGACAGCCGUCGGACAGCCAGCUGCUGCCGGAGGAGGUGCCUCAACCAUGACCGCCGUCGGAGGUGCACCGAGAGGAGCGUCUACGAUGACUGCCGUGGGUGGAGCGCCGAUCGGAGGGGGCGGAGCCUCGACAAUGACUGCCGUCGGAGGAGCACCGGUCGGAGGCGGCGGAGCUAGCACCAUGACCGCUGUCGGAGGACUGCCAGCCGGUGGAGGUGCCUCGACGAUGACCGCUGUCGGCGGAGCGCCGCGAGGAGCUUCGACCAUGACAGCCGUCGGAGGUGCGCCGAUCGGUGGAGGCGCCAGCACCAUGACCGCUGUCGGAGGAGCUCCGAUUGGAGGCGGAGGUAGGACAUACACGACAACGACCGAGAUCUAAAUGAUUUUCAGGAGCUUCGACCAUGACGGCUGUGGGUGGUGUACCGAUGGGAGGAGGCGCGAGCACGAUGACAGCCGUGGGUGGUGCCCCGAUGGGAGGAGGCGCGAGCACAAUGACCGCAGUCGGCGGAGUUCCGAUUGGCGGAGGAGCGAGCACUAUGACGGCUGUCGGUGGAGCCCCGGGAGGAGCGAGCACUAUGACGGCGGUUGGAGGAGCGCCACGCGGAGCGUCUACGAUGACCGCAGUCGGCGGAGCUCCGAUUGGCGGAGGAGCGAGCACCAUGACGGCUGUCGGUGGAGCCCCGGGAGGAGCGAGCACUAUGACGGCGGUUGGAGGAGCGCCACGCGGAGCGUCUACGAUGACUGCGGUUGGUGGAGCCCCGAUUGGAGGAGGUGCGAGCACAAUGACGGCUGUCGGAGGAGUCGGCGCCCCGAUGGGUGGAGGAGCCAGCACGAUGACUGCCGUGGGUCAACCGGGAGGAGCGGCUCCGAUUCCAGCUGCGCCAAUGGCCCCGAUGGGCGGAGGGGGCGGUGGCGGUGCCACUUCGGCGUACUUCGGAGUCGGAGCCUCGGGUGGCGGUGGCGGUGGAGCUCAAUCGGCCUACUUCGGAGUCACUGGAGGAGGUGGCGGUGGCGGUGGAGCCCCGAAGAUCGGAGGAGGAGGCGGCGGUGGCGGAAUCCCCGGACAGUCCGUCUACAUGGGAGCUGGUGGAGCCGGAGGUGGCGGCGGCGGAGCCACGUCUGCGUACUUCGCUCCGAAGUGA
Messenger RNA from Caenorhabditis sp. 36 PRJEB53466, 1486 nucleotides. The record is from the annotation of a GenBank genome assembly. Lineage: Eukaryota; Metazoa; Nematoda; Chromadorea; Rhabditida; Rhabditidae.